Messenger RNA from Colias croceus (clouded yellow), 2619 nucleotides. Its product is annotated as hemocyte protein-glutamine gamma-glutamyltransferase-like. Gene Ontology annotation, molecular function: protein-glutamine gamma-glutamyltransferase activity. The transcript is spliced from 15 exons. The record is from RefSeq and is a predicted model, not a curated record. Bases 123 to 2243 code for a protein of 706 amino acids. Lineage: Eukaryota; Metazoa; Arthropoda; Insecta; Lepidoptera; Pieridae. Gene Ontology annotation, biological process: peptide cross-linking.
GGCGCUUUUUGACUGAGGCGUUAGUUGCGUGCGCGCACUUGUGUCGGCGGUUUUUACUUGUGUUCUGUGCUGUGUUUGUGAAAUAUAUUAUUUUUAAGAGUUUAUUGAGAGGAAUAUAGAACAUGGAGCCCUUACUAGUAGACGUAGUACAUUUUUAUCCGAGAGAAAACGCACAGCCUCAUAAUACUGUUAAAUUCGAAGUAGUGAACGAAGAAACCCCCGUGUGCACGAUAGUGCGGCGAGGUCAACCCUUCAAUGGUGUGGUGAGGUUCAACAGACCGUAUGAUGAAAAUGAUGAUCUGGUGCAAUUUGUUUUUACUUUGGGAGACAAACCUGCGCUAGAUACGCAGGGAUCAAUUUACUUGAAGCGUGAUGCUGUUACCGACAAAUACUCAUGGACUGCGAAGCUUCUUAGUGUACAAGAAGAUAACACUUUAUCGUUUGAGAUAUCCACACCAGUUACAUUGCCUGUAGGCUGCUGGUCAUUACGCGUAGUCACCAGGACAAAGAGCUCACAAUCCCGGGAAGUGUACGACUUUGACCAGGACAUCUACUUUUUAUUUAACCCAUGGAACCCAGACGACCAAACAUUCAUGGAGGAUACGUCCCUCCUUCAAGAGUAUGUAUUGAACGAUGUGGGCAAGGUAUGGGUGGGACCCAUUAAGAGCACGCGUGGAAAGCCCUGGCUGUAUGGACAGUUUGAUGCGGCUGUGUUACCGGCUUGUAUGUUGAUGCUGGAUAGAGCUGAAGUGCCGUUCCAACAUCGCGGCGACCCAGUAAAGCUAACUCGCGCGAUAUCCCGCGUAGUAAACUCGAACGAUGAGGGUGGAGUACUUGUAGGGCGUUGGGAUGGACAGUAUGAAGAUGGAACUGCACCUGCUGACUGGGCUGGCUCUGUGGAGAUAUUGGCACAGUUCCUAGAAACACAGGAGCCUGUGCAGUAUGGGCAGUGCUGGGUGUUCGCUGGUGUUGUUACUACUGUAUGCCGUGCACUCGGCAUUCCUUCCCGAGUGGUAUCCAAUUUGGUAUCAGCCCACGACGCAAACAGUUCACUCACUGUGGACAAAUACUACACUGAGACGAUGGAAGAAAUGGACUAUGAUCCUAAUAACCCAGAAGGUGCUGAUUCCAUCUGGAAUUACCACGUUUGGAACGAUGUCUGGAUGGCCAGACCUGAUUUGCCACCUGGCUACGGUGGCUGGCAAGCAAUAGAUGCUACUCCUCAAGAAACAUCAUCAGGCCAGUUCCAAUGCGGACCGGCUCCGCUAGAAGCGAUCAAACAAGGAGUGAUAGGUUUAGGAUAUGAUGUGGAGUUCAUGCUGGCAUCAGUCAACGCUGACCUGAUGAGGUGGAGGAGAGACCCUGAAGAGGAAACUGGGUUUUCUAUGGUGGAUACUAAUAACUAUCACAUCGGUCGCAUGGUGCUCACAAAGAAGCCGUUCGUGUUCGACCCGCUGGGUGACGCAGACCGCGAUGACGUCACGGCGCUGUACAAGCACCGCGAGGGCACCGCGUCCGAGCGCCUCGCGCUCUGGAACGGCGUGCGCUACUCCGAGCGGGCCAAGAGGUACUACGCAGUAGCCUCCUCACUAACUAACGACGUGACGUUCAAGCUGCGAGACAUCGACACAGUGCCCAUCGGCAAGGACUUCAGGGUCACUGUGGAUAUUGAGAACACGUCUGAUCAGGGUCGUAACAUAAAAGCGGCGUUAUCAGCAACCAGUGUGUUCUACAAUGGUGUCAAAGCUGAUCUGCUAAAGAAGGUUGAAGGCAAAAUCUUCGUGGGACCUCAAAAAAAGGAACAAGUGAGCAUAUUAGUAACAGCAGAGGAGUAUCUCCCAAAAUUGGUAGAAUAUUGCAAUGUGAAGAUAUCAGCAAUGGCCAUAGUGGACGAUACCAAGCAGUCCUGGGCUGAUGAUGAUGACUUCCAAGUGUUGAAACCUAAUAUUAAUAUUAAGUUCAACGAGGACCUCAUCCUCGGUUCCCCGUGCACCCUGGAGCUGUCGUUCCCCAACCCCCUGGAGCGGGCCCUCACGGGGGGGGAGUUCCGCCUCUCCAGCUCCGGGGUCGCUCCGCGCACUGUGAGGCUACCUGUUGGGGAUGCUGACGGCAAGGGGUUGGUUACUGCCACACUGCAGGUUCAACCCACUAAACUGGGCAAGAUCAACUUCGUAGCGACGUUCAAAUCAAACGAACUGAAGGACAUCAACGGAGCGGCUUCUGUUGAAGUUUUCGACGCGUAAAGAAUAUAGAAUUUCUGUUUAUAAUCUGUAUUAUUAUUGAUAAUAUUGUCGUAUAAUAUUAUGUAUUCUCAAACUAUCUGACCACUUUUUUUUGAACAAAAUCAUAAAGUCCAAAAGCAAGCUAAAGCAUUAAAAAUUGUACUUUGAAUAAAAAAUAUGCUAAAAACUUUGUAUAAAAUAUAUUGUUUCAUGUAAUUAGGUUUAAACAUUAUAUUAUGAAAUAUAAUGUAAUUAUUUUUGUAAGUUAUCAGAAUAGACUAAGACAUCAUACUCAUAGUGUAAGUUUAGUGCCAUAAAAUGGUGUUAAUGGUAGCUUUAUCUCAUAUUUUGUAUCUGUAUUUUUACAAGGAGAAAUAAAAAACUGUUAUAAAAACAA